Molecule: messenger RNA, 9392 nt
Organism: Rhopilema esculentum
Lineage: Eukaryota; Metazoa; Cnidaria; Scyphozoa; Rhizostomeae; Rhizostomatidae
Biological process (GO): single strand break repair; base-excision repair
Cellular component (GO): nucleus
Molecular function (GO): damaged DNA binding
Source: RefSeq, a predicted model, not a curated record
CGUCACAGACCAUGCGAAAAGGUGACCUUGUGCAGUAUCAGCAACAACAACAACAGCCCACGAAAUUGGCGGGAAAUGCUGAGGUGUGACACUUGAUGGCCUCCAGAAGACCCUCAUCUGUGCCCGCAUCGAGCUAUGGCUCCUUUGAAGACAAAAGUUAUCAGUGCAUCUUCUCAGGAUUCUAAGCACUUGGUUGAAAACCUCUUGAAUCCUACAAAUUUGAGGAAAUGGUGUUGCAGUAAAAGUGAGAUAGACAAAGAUCUCAUUGUAGUGCUUGGGUUUGAUGUUAGUUCAAAAAUAGAGCACAUUAAUAUAGGUAAUGAUGGGAGUGCCUUUGUGGAGAUCACAGUUGGGAGGUCCUCUUGGCCAUCAAACAGACCAUUUGAAGUGCUGCUCCCCACUGUCUCGCUUAUGACACCUGCAGAGUGCAAGAGUUGGAUAAACACUUCAAAAGUUGUUUUGCUUGGAAAAGCAUCGUUUCGUGCAAGUAUUGCUGAACAGAAAUGGGACAGGGUUAAGGUGCGGUGUCACCAGCCAUUUGCUACAGGCAAGCAGUUUGGACUGGUUUUUGUUGAGUUAAGAGGUUCAGAUCGGGAGAUGGAAACUGGACAUUUGACAGCUACACAUGGUAACACUAAAUCAGAUGAUGGUUGUGACAAUUUUAAAGAGAUUGUUGAGAAGGCAAUUUAUUCCUCUAGGAAAUCUUUCAAGCCAAGUUUAGGAAUGUCUAGAACGGAGAAGUGCCUUGAGAAAGCUUUAUCAAAAUCAAACACUGGGAGUAGAGAAAUUCGAAAAGGUUGGUCGGAUAGUGCGCUGUUGAAGUCAAAGACAAGUGUUUUAAAGAAGUUUCAGCAAGAAGUAGAAUGCUUCCUGGAGAAUGCUAAAAUUGAAAACCAAGAAUCUGCCCAGCUUCCAGAACUUGUGAAAAAUAUGGAAAAAAGCCAUGGAACCACCUUAAACAGAGCCGAGAGAAGAGUCAUUUGUGAGAUUGUUGGGAAGAAAUAUAAUAAUCUUAGUUCUGAAAAGAAUCUGGAAACAAAAAAGGAUAAAAUCAAUUUUAAUGGAAAAAGAAGCAAGGAACAGAAGGACAAUUCCUGGACAUUUCGCAACGGAAUAAAAAGUUUCAGUUCUGAGCCUUCAAGGCCUGGAAGUGGAUCAUCAAGGAACGAAAAAAGAGCUGUCACGUGGCCAGUUACACCCUUGAGCAGUAUGAAGAAUGAUGGAAGCAACAAUCAUACCAACAGAUGCAUGCAAAGAAGAAGCACAAAUGUUUCACGGAGCAUUCUUCUUUACGGCGAUGACAUAGAGGGACCACCCAAUAAGCAGACAAAGGUAGAGCCAGUUACAAAAGAGACCAGUGAAGCAAGUACCAUUGAUGAAAGUACCAACACGUCACAAACAAAUCCAGCUUGUCCACUUUGUGGCAAAUCAAUGUCUCCUGUUGCUCUUGAAAUACAUACCCAGUUUUGCAGCGGCAAAACCGAACUGGAUGACGAUUCUCAAGAGGACUCUGGUCCGGUUGCUGACAACAAUGCAGGAAAUGUAGGGAAAAAAGACGCGUCCAUUUCAAGUCAUCUGGCGUUUGCCAGUGCCUGUGUUACUUCAACAGUCCAGUCUAUUCCAUCACAACCGCUUAACUUCAGUGGUGGUAGAGAGCCUCAAGACACACGUCCUGCUUCAAGGAAGCCCAAGGCAAGGAAACAUUCCCACAGUGGCCCUGUUGCCACAACAGCAGCUAGAUUUACAAACAUGACUUCUGUUGUUAACACUGCCGUAAAUCUGAAAGGAAAGCCUAAAGGUAGGCAGAAAGCAGACCUCCCCAAAACCUGCCAAAAGUUCCCUGUUUCCCUAUCCACGGUUAGAUCUGCUAUGUUGACUGCUGCCGUAGCCAAUGCUGUUGUUGCAGCAAACUUAAAAGGAACGUCUAAAGCUAGGAAACAAGCCUCUUCACAUAAUGGACGUCGUUAUCCUGUUUCUUCAAAUGCACCCAUCGCUGUAGCUGCCUCUGCAGCCACUACUGCAACAACAGGAAACGGAAAAGGAAGACCUAGAGGUAGAAAGCAAGUUGCCUCUUCCCACACUGGUCCCCGUUAUCCAGUUGCCGCAACUGCAACUGGAGCUAUCGCAAUGGCUGCUUCCUUACCUACUGCUGUAAAAGCAGCAAGCUUGACAGGAAGACCUAAAGGAAAGACGCAAGUUGCCUUAUCACAAAACCACCACAGUUCUUUGACUGUAACUGCGGCUAGAUCAACUUCUGUUACCGUUGCUGUAACUCCAGCUAUUACCACAGCAACUGUAAAGCGCAAUCCUAAUGACUGGAAGCAACCAUCCACCAAUCGACAAUGUGGUUUCGUUCAUCACGCCAUCAGGGUAAGACCACCCACGGUAACAACUGCUGCCGUAGUCCCUACUUUACCGACUGCCGUAACCCCUGCCACUACUGCUCCUUUAACCAUUGAUUUGACACGUGGCGUGCCUGCUGCAACUAUGCAUUCUACAGCUGCAGAAACAGCGAUGCUGGACUCGAACACACCAUUGGCUUAUCAACAAGCAAUUCAAAACAUAGCUGUUGCAUGGCCUUAUGUGCUUGGUUUGCCCAGUGUCGAAAACGCCCAGUGUCCAGUUUGUUUACACGAGUAUCCGACAAAUAUCAUACAAACACAUGCAAAUCAGUGUCUAGAUUUAGGACUAUAACUAACAAAUAGAAUAUUUUUGUUAUGUUGGAGAUUAACGAAAUCAUAUCAAAUUUUUAGAAACAAGAACAAUCUCAUGUUCAGUUUAUUUUUGUACAAAGAAUUUUAAUACGCUUUCGCAGCUUUUAAUAUUAUUUUCCUAUGUAUGAAUAGCAAUUUUAUUUUUACAUAAAAAAUGGGUCACAUUUAUGUUAAAAUUAGCUUAGCCAUCAAUUAUCAUGAUUUUAUUGGCCGUUAAUGAGUCACAUUUCUAUUAUAACUAAUCAAAUUUCAUUUCUACCAAAAGGAGAAAUCGAAAACAAUCAUUUAUGGGCAUUUGAAAGGUUUCCUUAUCGUGUUUACUACUAUCAAUGUGACAAUAAAUUGAGUUAAUCCGAGGACAACUCGAAAAUAAGUUGGUGAAAGUUUCUUUUCAAUAAAUACUUGAGAUUUUAUUGGCUUUUAUUGACUGGCAGUCUAACCAAUCAGGUUGUUCCCUAUCAAACGAAAAGAUCAAAAGCAACUAUUUAGGAGCAUUUAAAAGAUUGAACCCAAUUCUUCUCUAUAAUCAGCUACGUCAUUAUGGAUUCCCAUGAGAUGUGGGGGCAUGCGCUACAAGUCAUUGGGGACUUUGCUGCAAGUCACCACACAAGCUCCCGAAUUCGCGAUAGAUUGGUAAGAGCAUUUCAAAGAUUGAACCCAAUUAUACAUCACAGGUGUAUCUCAGGACUCAAUUUUUACUCCCCUUCUACUUACCCAUACCAAUUGCUAAUAAUAUGUAGCUCCAUUCAUACAAAAAAUGAGAUGCAAGCCAGUACUUGAUAACCGUUGGGGAUGAAACUCACCAGAAAACUGGCAAGUGCCAUCUUGAAGAGAAACACCAAAAAUAGGAGAAUACUAAUGAGAAAUUGGUUUAUUUUAAAUAAUUGAAUAAAAAUUGUCAUUCUGCUUUAUAACUCCAAUCCUUCUUGGAAAUACAGAAAUAAGAAUAAUUCAAUUCUAUGUUUCUGAAGAACCUUAAAUUCUUUUUAUAAGUAUCAAUUUACCACCAGAAAUUCAGAAAACACACUGUUACAAAGAUUGCUGUUCAUUUGUCUUUGUUCAUCUCUAUUCCAUGCAAUGGCAAAGGUAGAUCAAACAAAUAAGUAUCUAAUCUGGGUCAAUUUUUUUUAUCUGCAUGUAAGGCCUCCAUUUUUGUCUGCCAGUAAGUUCAAUGUAGUUUAAUAAUGUUUUAAUGUAAAUCCACUUAGAUCCAUUUUAGAUAAAUUCUGGACCUGUAAAAACAGAGCUUUAUUUUCCUUGUAUAAGGUGAUAUUUAUGGACAGUAGUCAUCAAUAAGAAUUUGAUAACUGUUUGAAAACUGUUGAUAACAAACAACAAGCAUUUUGUCCAUUGCAGAAACAAAUAAAAAACUGCAUUGGUUCAACUUCUGUGUUCUACCUUUAAACGAGUAACAAAUCCAAUUUGACACAUACACACACCUAAUUCUUUCCCUCUUUUUAUGUCUGCACCAUGGAGAGCUCCUGCUGACCUGGCCUAAAAGACACAGACCUGGCCAGUCAGACAAUGUUGCCAAUGCUCUGUCACGCCUUUAUCCUUGCCUGAGGUUUAAACAUUAGGAGAUAACACAAUAGCGUGCCUUGCGAUUCAAGUCAGCCAAAAUCAGAGUCGCUAUCUUCCUCAAUAAUUGGUGCUAGAAGUUUCACCUUACACUGAGCAUCUCGUCUCUGUGUCUUCUUGCUUCGUUUUAAACUGCUUAUGAAUUCUUGACCACUCUUUAACAGGCUGAACUGAGACUCGUAGUACUCUGAUUCUGAUUCGAGAUCACCCAAUUUUUCGUAUCUAAACCUUUUUCUAGUACCAAAAUUUGGUGUCCAUAGUUUAGUGUAGAGAAGGAAAAUCAAGAGAAGAAUAAACAGGAAAACGAGGCUGCCAAAUGCUGUGAAGGCCUUCUUUCUGUCUACAGCUACUGGUUCAAGCACCCUUUGGUGGGUCUGUGUUUUAUGCUUUGCUUUGGCAAGACGCUUCAUUAUGAUCUCUUCCCCAAUGUGAUGCUUUGGUCGGGCAGUAGUCAGAACUGGGGACUUGGUAGUUUGUAAAGAUGCCUUAAAAUGAAAAUUUAGAUUGUAUUUCAGCCACAUAAAAGCCACUUUAAAAGAAACUUUAACAACUGCAAAAUGUCAGUGCAGGGAAAUCAAUCAGCUGUAAUUUGGUGCAGCUUUUUCAUAAAUCCCCAAUAACCAUUUCAAUAUGAUGCAUCUACCAAGACACUUAAAUGACCAUCCAACAGGCCUUUGAACAUUAAAAUCUAAAGCUUAGUGGUUGAACAAAAGGACCAGUAAGUUUUCAAGCAACCAUUUUCUUUAGUGCAAAUAUUUGAAUUAUACCACUGGUUGUUUAUUGAGUUUGGAUGUCUUUUGAUAGGUCCUUAUUCCAGACUGAAAACUCUAUUACACGAUUAUGAUUAAUUGUCCUUGUACACAUCUGCACGCUUUGGCAUAUUGGCCUCACAAAAUCCUUAGGUGAUAACCAUCAUUAGUUUUUCGUAUUAAAGAUGAAAAUUCAUCUAAUUUGGACCAAACAUUUUUAAAGAGUUUUGUUAGUAAACAAGUUUUAAACAGCAAAUAAACAAAUGUGUGAUACCUUUUCAUGCUCAUCAGGACAAAGAAAUGUAUCUUUGACGUCAGUGAUCACUUUUGCAGCUCUCACAAGCUGAUGUUCGUAAGUGCCAUUUUUGUGAAUAUGUGAAGCAGGGCCUUUGUAUGCAUGUGAUUUAAUCCAGCGUUUGCAAGUAGGAAAAUCAACUUUGUUCAUUAAGAGAAAACAUCCCCAUGACACCAGGGCAAUAGGCUGAAAAACAAAAGCAAUGUAAAAAACACCAAUAAUAGAGAGGGAAGAGGGCAAAACCAUGCCACAACAAGUUUUACAGUUUUGUUUUGAAUGCUAUGGAAAGAUGGCUACUCUCAAAGGAUUUCUUAAAUAAUGGAUUUUUUUACAAAAUGACAUAGAAAGCAAAAAUAAAGCAUAUACUAUUUAAAGAAAGUUUUGGCAGAUGCUCCUUAGAGUAAAAAACAUUUGACAACCACUAACAAAGGUGAAAUCUGUAUUCCAAUGCCAACUGAAAGCAAUGAGAGUGGCACAUUUGGCCAGUUUUCUUGACAAAUGUGUAGCCUGGUUUCAUAGAAUGGGGAUGAAAAGUAUCAAAGCAAAAAAGAUUUGCCAACUAUGGUUUUGUUUCCACUUUUUAGUGCUAUCCUGAAACCACUGAAUACCAGAGGGUUAUAUUGAAAAUAUCCAGCUAACAGCUGUACUUGACAGGAAAGUGAAUUGAGAAAACACGGGAUAAUAUUUCCUUAAUCAAUGUCAGAAGAUUUUACUUUCCUCUCAACCACCCUGUUCUUCAGGUUUGGAAGACCAAUGGAAGUUUUGGUUUUUUGUCUGGCUUGCAGAGUUAGCCCUGUUUUGUUUGUUUUGAUGUGUUUUAGAAGAAGGAGUAUGUUUCAAGUAUAAAUGGCACAUCUAUGUACGAUAUAUUGUCAUACCUUUGAUGAAGUUAGUUUUUCAUAUGGGGUGAGCACAUAGCGAUGCAGACAACUCUCAGCUAGUUGCCUAAGUUUUGUGACUAAUGAGGUGUUGGCACAUGGAUGAUACAGAAAAACAACUCCGCCAUGCUAAAAUAGAAUGAACAAAAUUGGUGAGCUUAUGUUGUGCAAAUAUCAUAAAUAUUUUUUAUAACAUCUGCAGAAACAAUUUAAGUCAAAAGAAUAACCAAAUGCCAUCUUAAAUGCCUUGGUUUGUAUAUACAAAGCUGAUUGUAAGCCCUCAAAUCUAAUUUAAGCUUUUUUACUUCCCCUACUAGGUUUUUUUCUUCUCAACUGAAUAAUAGCAAGAACUUCUCUUUUUUAGAGGCAAUAAACUUGCAAUACCAUGCCAUACCACCUUCAAUGUCGUAUUGGAAAAACAAUAAAUUAAAACACUCUCAUAAGAACACACACAAAUAUACAGUUUUAUUCUGGCCCAUUUUAAGAAUAGAGGGUUUUAAAGGAUGAUAAAUUAAUGAAAAUGAAAAUGAUCUUGAGGUUAACAAUCUUGGUGCAAUCUAAUCAGAAAUCAAAUUGAUAAAAAUUCAAAGUGCUAUUACCUGCAGAAUUUUUACCCAAUGUUCAUGCGAAAGGUGACUGUAUUCACCAUAGGCUGGCCAUCUCAGUUCUCUUUUCCCACUGCAGAAAACACAAUAUAUGUUGAGGUUGGCAGUAUUGCCAUUUUGGAUUAUGUUUAGCUAGUUUUUAAGUUUUUAGAGUCAUAAACAUAGAAGGUUUUUUCAAAGUGGGGGCAGGGAACAAAUGAAGGAAAAAGGACUACAUCCAUCAGUUGCACAUGCCUCUAUUUUUCUGAAAAUUGUAGGAGCAUGUGCUCCCAAUGACCAUCUGAUUUCUAAUUCUAUGUUUAGAAUCCCUCCCUCACGAGAUUUGUCACAAUGAAGGUAUGGUUGAUGUGAGGAUCAUUCUUAGAGAAAUGACUUGGCAAAAAGGCACGAAAAAGACCACAAUUUACAUCCCUCAGAAGAAAACCUGUCAGUAUUCUUUAAAUCUCAGAUAGGUUCUUGGUCAGUAUAGGGAAACCAUUUUAUAACCACUUUUGUUGCAUAAAAAUCACAUAUUUAGUUGGUACACACAUAUGUUAAAAAUAAUUAUUGCUUUGGUCAGGGUACCAAUUAAACCCAACUGGAAAUACGUGUAUCAAGGAGCACAAUGUCUUGAAUUGUGAUUUUUUAGCCAUCUGUAAUUGAGAAUGUCAAUAUAGAGGAAUUUCUCUAGUACUUUAACUGAAAUUUAUGCUCACCUUAAAUGAUAUGUUUCACAAAAGAUAGGAUCUUGAUAACAUUUCAGACUCUGUAAAAACAUAUGAACAUGAUAAAAUUGAAAAAAACAGAGAACAUGGCGCUUCUUAAUAAACAAAUACAUAUCAAAUUUAAGUCAAGGCUUAUUUUAAUUCAGACAACAUCACAACUUUAAAUCUAAGUUUAAAUCAAGGAACAAUUUGCCAGAAAGGACUAAGUAUAUGUACCAUGACUUUAUGACAGUUCAAAACACAGUACUAUUUGUAGUAAAUGUAUUAUUUUUCAUUAUCCUCUCAAAAAUAUCAAAACUAAAUGCAAAAUUUAAUGCCCCUUUUAAACUCCUCAAAAAAGUCUCACAUUUUUCAUAUUUACUUAAUUUUGAAUGAGUUUUGUGUAUUUUUCCAUUUAGUUUAGAAAAUGUUAACAACUAAGCACUUGAAGAUUGCCCAGCUUUUUUGAAGUUUUGUUGUAUAGGGGGCCAAUUAAAGCUCUAAACCCUCUGCUUUGUUUUCUUGUGCCCUUCACAGCUACAGUGGUCAUAAAAAAGCUGGCUGGAAGCAAAUAGCUUGUUUUACUUAUAGACUAAUUUCUGAACGGUUUGUCUCUCAUAAGCAGAAACUUAAUUGUUAUAAAAAUUGCUAAACUUUUCCAUCAAAGCGAAGUUCUUUUUCCUGUUUUUCCUUUGCUGUUCACCAAGUCGGCCUUCAGAAUAUAAAUCAAAAACAGUUUUUCAAAUAUGACUCACAUCAUUUGGGCUGUAGCAAAAACUGUCUCCUUGGUUUGUAGUAUUUGCAUCCUAAAAACAAAAAUUCAUUUGACAAUGAUAAUCAAAUUAUUCUAUUCACUAAAAUUUCUCCUAGACCUUUAUCGUUGUGCAAAUUCUACAAACUGACCAGAAUUUUGAUGGAUAAAAAGCAAGAUGAACAUGUCAUUUACAUCAAGAAGCUUUCUGAUGUUUAUUGAAAUCAAAACAACAACAGGCUAUGUUUAUAAAUCUUGUUAGCAGUUAGCAGAAGAAAGGCAAACUGGUAAAGAAAAUUAUCCUGUUUCUCACAAAAAGCAAACUAAAAUAGGAGUUGUAUUAGUAAAUAUUUUAUCUUGUUGUCCGGGCAUAUGAGGCCUCUUUUCUUUACUUUUUAUGCAUGAACAAGAUAUUAGUUCAUUUAGUUUUGAUAUUAGUUUUAUGUCUUCUGAUGACAAGGUCAUUUUUCCUGACAUUGGCACGUUUGUUGUCCAUUUGCAUUGUUCACCAUUUUAGGUGUUUCCGCUGUAGGACCAAUGCAUUCAAAAAACAUCCUUAUCAAUUCAUGAUUUUCUUUUAACAAAUUUUGUAUCAACGUUAUCUAGAAGAAAAAAAAUAAUUACACAAAGAUUCAGACGAACAAGCUUUAUGUGUGCAAGACAAACCUUUGAGACAAAUUUCGAGCAGUCUGGCUCUUCAACCGUAAUCUUUGGUUGCUGCGUUGAAUUUACCUAGAAAAUAAAUGAUUCAAGAUGCACUUCUGAAAUAUAAUCAUUCUGCACAAAUAUCAGCAAUACAUUAUUGGUUGCAUAUUCAUUUCAGACAAGUGUCUUCUUAAGUAAGCAUUGAUGACAAAACUUUUCAUUUAAUUCAAAUUUGAAAUUAAUUCAGGUUUUUAUUCUUUAAAUUAACCAAGUUAGGUUUACUCUAGUAUCUUUGUAAAAACAUCAACAAAUAGUAUUAUGCAAAGUUAACUGUUUAAUGUUUCUGUAAUAUCUAAGCACAUCAAAAAAUUUCCAUCACUUUUAGAAAAAUUUGAGAAAAAACUGUUUAUAAGAUCAAAUUAUUCCAAACUUGGAAAUACUUCAUUUUGUCAACAAUUUUAAAGGCUUAUUUAAGGAAUCUUUAUUCCUUUUUU